UUGUUAAAUGUUUUAUUUUUUUGAAUUUUUAGAUUCUAUCUUUUAAUUAGUACAAAUGUAUGUAUUGAGGCGUAUGUUGUCGUUCCCGCUGGUUCAUUUGAAAGGCGUCCGAUGAUAUCUGUGGCAAUUACAGGGGGUGAGGUAGUUGAAGAUGAACAAGAAGAAUUUGAAACCAACGUUGAACCCUCCGACUCCGACAUCCUUUUAGACGACAACGGUUUCCCAUCGUUUCAACUCGACCCAGAACCACAUGUCUACCAGAAUAAUAAUGCCUCCUCCUCAAUUAGGAACCAACAAGAAUCAGAAUCAGAAUCAGACAGUUUUGCUUCUGAUUUCUAUCGCAGUGGAACCGAUUGGUCUUGCUUAUUGCUGCAACACCAUGAUGAUGAUGGUGAUGUUGAUACUAUUACUGGGGAUUGCAAUCAAAUAAAUGGGCACGAUGGAAAAACCCAAUCCGAGAGAAAGAUGAAACAAGCCAAUUUGUUCCAGAUGUGGGGACUGAAAAAGCCACAUCUUUCUCAGCCCCCAUUGAAGAAGAUGAAGAUUGGAAAUGAAAGAACCCAUUUCACAAAGAAGACCAACGUUUCUGCAAAUCCUAAUAGUCGCCCUCGUCUUUGUCCCUUCUAUAAAAAAAUCCCAGGCACGCCAUUCACUGUGGAUGCGUUCCGCUAUGGUCAUAUUGAAGGAUGCUCUGCAUAUUUUCUAACCCACUUUCAUUAUGAUCAUUAUGGUGGCCUCAGCAAGGGAUGGUCCCAUGGCCCCAUCUAUUGCACCCCUAUCACUGCUCGCCUACUUGCAAUGUGUCUCUCCGUAAAUCCAUCAUUUAUCUGUCCUUUGGAGUUAAAUACUGAAAAUGUAAUCAAAGGAGUUAGAGUAGUGUUACUAGAAGCUAAUCACUGCCCAGGUGCAGCUUUGAUUCACUUUCGUCUCCCAAAUGGCCAAUGCUAUUUGCAUACUGGAGACUUCAGAGCUUGUAAACUGAUGCAAACUUACUCCCUUCUGCUAAAUGAACGAGUAAAUGUGCUGUUCCUGGACACAACAUAUUGUAACCCAAAGUACAAGUUCCCUUCCAAAGAAGAUGUUUUAAGUUAUGUUGUCAGAACUACCCAGAACUGUCUCAAAAGGCAACCAAAAACUCUUGUAGUUGUUGGUGCGUAUAGCAUUGGAAAAGAAAGUGUUUAUCUAGCCAUUUCUAAGGCAUUAGGGGUUAAAAUAUAUGCAAAUGCUUCAAGAAGACGAGUUUUGCAUUCUUUUGGUUGGCCCGAGCUUUCUGGGAUUCUUUGUUCACAUGGAAAGGACACACUUCUUCAUGUUCUGCCUAUAUCAUCCUUGCGAUUUGAGACUCUUAAGGAUUAUUUGAAAACCUACAAGGAUCAAUAUGCAGCAGUUUUGGCAUUUCGACCGACAGGUUGGACUUACUCUGAGACUAUAGGCAACCAACUGGAUCUAAUAAAACCUAGUUCCAAAGGCAAUGUCACAAUUUUUGGGGUUCCAUAUAGUGAGCACUCCAGUUUUACGGAACUGCGAGAGUUUGUUCAGCUUUUGAGGCCUGACAAGAUUAUUCCUACUGUCAACGUUGGGAAUGCAACAAAUCGAGACAAGAUGCACUCAUGCUUCAGAGAAUGGCUGAAAGGCUGAUGUCCUAGCAGAGGUUGACAAAUGAAGUUUACAAUUUUAUCUCAUUUUCACAUAACCUUAGAGCAUGUGAUAAAAGACUCUUUUAUCCAUUUUAUUCAUUGCAAUGAUUGGAUUAGAUACUUGACCCUGGAAGUUCCUCUAAGCACUGUAACGUGAGCUUGUCACAUCAAUGCCCAUUCAUCAUAUGGUAAAAAGUAUACAAGUUGGCUGCAGAUGGGUUAACCGGACUAUGCAGUUUAAGCCCAGAGUAUUUUCUAGUGUUCCAAUUUUAGUUAUACAGAAAACAUUCUUCUGAUUUUUGCAAAAAUUACAUGAAGAACCAAGAUAAACCACUCAAAUGAUCUGUAAUUUUUUCAAUACAGUAUUGUGUCUUCUCUAAUCUGCAUCUAUGUUCUCCAGAUUCUUAAA
Molecule: messenger RNA, 2046 nt
Organism: Quercus lobata
Lineage: Eukaryota; Viridiplantae; Streptophyta; Magnoliopsida; Fagales; Fagaceae
Gene: SNM1
Product: DNA repair metallo-beta-lactamase family protein
Biological process (GO): interstrand cross-link repair; double-strand break repair via nonhomologous end joining
Molecular function (GO): 5'-3' DNA exonuclease activity; damaged DNA binding
Source: RefSeq, a predicted model, not a curated record